GAGAAAACCCUUUUGGAUGCUAGUACAUUGAGCAAGUCUGAUCCGAUCGUGUGUGCACACCGUAGAGGUGUAGUACUUUCUACGCUAGAACGACAUAAACAAGUGCUAAGACCUAGGUUUCCAUUGAUCCAUCAAAAGGGCCUUUUGAAAUUAAAGGAAGAUCGACAAGAAGCCCGGAGACACUUGUAAGCAUGUCGGUGUCACCCUUUCCAAAUACAAUGCAAGUUAUAUAAUGGCCAACAUAAGCAAAAGAGAAUUCGACGUUCUUGACCUGUCCGGUCAAAAAUACCUGGAAUGGAAAGUUGAUGCUUUAGCACAUUUGAAGGCUAAUGGUCUUGAAGACACCAUUGAGGCUGAUAAUCAAUCAUCCUCCCAGGACAAAGCGAAAGCUAUUAUUUUUCUCCGUCACCAUCUCCAUGAAAGUCUCAAAUCUGAAUAUCUCUUGGUCGAUGAUCCAAAAGAAUUAUGGGACAAUUUACAGGAGAGGUAUGACCACCAACAAAAGGUACUUUUACCAAAAGCUCAGUACGACUGGAUCAUUUUAAGAUUCCAGGACUUUAAAUCUAUGAGUGACUAUAAUUCUGCUAUGUUCCAAAUAACAUCCAAAUUAAAGUUAUGUGGAAUUUACUUUAUGUCCAAUUUAAGAUUCCAGGACUUUAUGCUGAUUUUUUCGCGGAUGAUGCCAUUAUGGAUGAUGCUUUUGUCUUAAACCAAAAUGUUACUAAAUAAAAUAGUAGACUCCUCAUGUUGUACAAUACUACAAUACUAGUUUUAUGUACUUUUUCUUUCUUCCCCUUUUUAUUUUGUUUUUAAUUAAAUAUGUAUAAUAUAUGUACUCUUAUGUUAAAUAAAAUGCAUAAUUUGUGAUCAAGCUAAUGUUUAUUUAUAUAUAUUGAAGAUAUGGAUCAUUCAAA
Molecule: messenger RNA, 914 nt
Organism: Cuscuta europaea
Lineage: Eukaryota; Viridiplantae; Streptophyta; Magnoliopsida; Solanales; Convolvulaceae
Source: the annotation of a GenBank genome assembly